AUGCGUUUGCUGCACCACCCCAGCCUCCACCUUUCUCACGCCGGACGACAUUUACGACGUCCGCUGCUCGCUUCAUCCCUCCAUUUUUCUAAACCGUUUAUCCGUGCAACCGAAAAGCUGGAGCUGCCAUCGAUCUCGCAGGUCCAUACCCGCGGUCCUGCUGACAUCCCCUGGUACAACCAUCACGCGGCGGAACGACCGUUAUUGCCCGGCGACAAACUCCCCGCUCUCAGCCUGCCAACAGCCACCCAGGGCCUCUCUCGGACCGCCUAUCACGAUUCGUCCGCGACCAAUUCCACCACCUCUAGCGCUCGCACGAGUCUGUCUGGUGCCUCUGUGCCUACCAACGAACCCAGGAGCCCGUCCUCUGCGGACCUGUCUGGGAACCAGGGCCGGCUUUCAUUAGAUUCAUCCGCAACCGAAUACAGUCUCCCACAUUCGGUCAACGAAGGGUACUAUCCCAGUCCAGCUUCCCUCGGCAGCAUGAACCAGACCCAGCCGUACAUGGAUGUCCACUCGCACAUGUCCUCUGCUCAGCCCUACGCCCCUCAAGGCGCAACCGCAGGGGCCAUGUCCCACUAUCAGUACCACGGGCAACCCCCGGUGAUGCAGCCCGCGUCUUCUUACGCCCCGGCUGCUUACCCCCAAUAUGGGUACGCCCCGGGCGUUUCUUCACCCGCGGGACACCCGCCAGCCUCGAUGGGUGGCCAGAUGCAGACCCAAUUGCUGCCCUUACCUGUGAGCAAUCACCCCGUGGCACCUCCGAGUGGCUAUGCAAACACUACUGGUGCUCCGCUACAAGGGUUUGUCUUUGAUGGUACUGGGCAAGUUGCUCCUCCGGGAGCGAAGCCGCGAGUGACAGCAACAUUAUGGGAAGAUGAGGGAAGUCUCUGCUACCAGGUUGAAGCAAAGGGAGUGUGCGUGGCUCGACGAGAGGAUAACCACAUGGUCAAUGGCACAAAGCUGCUAAAUGUAGCUGGCAUGACCCGCGGUCGACGUGAUGGAAUCCUCAAAAGCGAGAAGCUCCGUCAUGUUGUGAAAAUCGGACCGAUGCAUUUGAAAGGUGUCUGGAUCCCAUUUGAGCGUGCUCUAGAAUUUGCCAACAAGGAGAAGAUCACUGAUCUCCUAUACCCACUCUUCGUGCAUAAUAUUGGUGGUCUUCUAUACCACCCGGCUAACCAGACUCGGACAAAUAUGGUGGUGCAGGAGUCCCAGCAGCGACGUUUGGAAGGCCCACCUCCGGGUCCCCAGCGUACGCCAUCUGGAUCUCAGCAAACCCCGAUUCACCAUCACCACCCCUCCCUGCAGACCCCCAUGUCUUCUCACAUGUCCCAAGGUCCAAUAAACGGCCAGCCCGGCUCCAGACCAAAUCUCGAGCGUGCCAACACAUUCCCCACACCGCCAGCUAGCGCAUCCAGCCUGAUGGGCGUCAACCAUCAAGGUUCAUAUGAAUGGGGCGGACAAGUGCCACAUACACAGCCCCUGUCCAUCGACACCACGCUGAGCAAUCAGCGCUCAAUGCCAACCACCCCCGCAACCACCCCACCGGGCAACAACAUGCAAGGCUUGCCAGCUUACCAAAGCCAAGGCUACGACAGCUCCAAGCCCUACUACUCUGCGGCACCACAAACUCACGCCCAAUACGCGCCGCACACCCCAUUGACCCAAUCAGGGAUGUCCAACUACGGCCAACCCCUGCCCGGCGGGUACAUGAAAAGCGAGAUGGCGCCACCAAACCCACGGCCUGGCGCCUCAGAGCCUGAAACCUCUGAGCGCGACUCAAACCGCUACAGCCAGAGCAAUGGACCCGGUGAGACUGUCGCCGAGCAUGACCAGGAGUACAUGCAAGAUCCCAACGCCGGCUACAACUCCAACCGCGGCUCCUACACCUACACCACAAACCCCUCCGUCGGCUCCCUGACCGGCGAGCACUCCCAGCUCACCCCGGAGAUGACCAGCUCCCCGAGCCAGCAGAACGGCUCCGGCCGCAUGACUCCGCGCACGGGAGCCGGCCCCCCUCCUCACUGGGCUUCGGGCUACAACACCCCUCCUCGUCCCGCCGCCACUACCCUGUACAACGCUGUCAGCGAUACUCGCGGUACCCCAGCCACCGGUGCUUCGGACCCUUACUCCAUGGCCUCGACCACGGCCCCGGUCUACGCAUCUGGAAAUGGCUCGCUGAGUGCGGGCAGCAAGCGCAUGCGCGAGGACGACGAUAUCCGCCCCGAGAGUACUGCUGAGUAUGAGACCUCAAAGCGCCGCAAGACGAUCACCGAUUCUACCCUCGGAGGUCCGGUCGGUGGCCCGCCUAUUCUUCAGCCGAUGAAGCCUAGUGGGGUCAUGGCUCGUCACCGCUGA
Molecule: messenger RNA, 2358 nt
Organism: Penicillium psychrosexuale
Lineage: Eukaryota; Fungi; Ascomycota; Eurotiomycetes; Eurotiales; Aspergillaceae
Product: KilA-N domain-containing protein
Exons: 5
Coding region: 1-2358 (785 amino acids)
Biological process (GO): positive regulation of transcription by RNA polymerase II
Cellular component (GO): nucleus
Molecular function (GO): sequence-specific DNA binding; DNA-binding transcription factor activity
Source: RefSeq, a predicted model, not a curated record